Messenger RNA from Mucor velutinosus, 2925 nucleotides. RefSeq lists its product as uncharacterized. The transcript is spliced from 2 exons. The coding region runs from base 1 to 2925 and encodes 974 amino acids. NCBI's taxonomy places the organism in Eukaryota, Fungi, Mucoromycota, Mucoromycetes, Mucorales, Mucoraceae. The record is from RefSeq and is a predicted model, not a curated record.
AUGUUUCCUCGGUCUGCUUUUGUCAUCUCCAAAUACUGUGCCAUCAUCUGCCUAAAACCCGGCCUAGAGCUCACGAACACUGUCAUCUCUCGUGACGAACGCUGUAUCACUGCCUCUGUCAAGGACGCUCACCAAGUCAUCUGCCAAGUGGCUAAUGUGUACAUGCCAGCACAGGCAGCCAGUCGCCAUGCUUUCCUGUCAGAGCUAAUGUCCAUGCCAUUUUGGUCUGAUAUGCUCGACUCCCAGUGGAUUUUGCUUGGGGAUUUCAAUAUCCAUUUGCAUGAUGCGGGUGAAGCUCGUGGCCCAAAGAUCAAACCCUUUGUCGAAUGGUUAAAUACACAUUUUCUUAACUGUUUCCCAAGAGGUACUAUGACUCUCCCUUGUGCAGGUUCCACCAUUGAUUACAUUUUUGCGCCUCCUCGUAUGGCAACUCGUGUGCUCAAUGCUCAAAUUCAUCACAUCCCUCCGGCAUGGACAGAUCACAGUCUUCUAACUAUUGAUCUGGUCACCUCUGGCGUGAAGAUGGGUCCUGGCAGCUGGCGUUUUAAUCCAUACUUGCUUGAGAACAGGGAAUUCCAAGCUCUUCUGGAUAAAACAGUGGAACUCCUCUUGGCUUCUGAUUACUAUGAGGAGGUUGUGGGCGAUCCAAGUAUCUCUGGUGCUGGGGUCUCUGGUGCUGAUGUCUCUGGUGCUGAGUCUCGGGGUCUGGGUGUACGGUCUGUCCAGGAGAAGCGGGAGUCGCUCAAAUCCAUCAUCAAGUACUGUGCCCAACAGUUCACCAAAGGCCAGAAGGCUCGCUUUAAAGCUAGAGUCUCUCGUCUUCAGCGUGAACGAGAACAGCUGCUUGGUGACCAGGCGGAGAUGGCUCGGGUCAAGAAACUAGAGCAACUGAUUGAACAGAAGAUUCUUGAUGAUACUUGCCAAGCGAUGCUGCGUUCGGCCACUCGCUGGCUAGAGAUGGGUGAACAAAAUAACAAGUACUUCUAUGGUGUGAUCAAGAAUUGUGAGGCUCAACAGACAAUUCAAUCCUUGAAAAGGGCUAGUACAGGUGAAAGAUUGACGGAUAUGGGUGAGAUUCUUCAAGAAGCUCGAUCAUUCUACCAAGUGCUGUACACCCCUGAUGCCAUUGAUCUGGCGGCAGUGAACUCUCUUUUGGAAAAUAUCCCUGAGGAUGCCAAGCUACAAGAUGCCGAGGCAGAUAGGCUCAUCGAAUUACCCUCUAUAGACAUUGUCUUAGGGUUGCUUGACCAUACACCCAAGAACAAGUCUCCUGGUUUAGAUGGCCUUCUGUUCGAGGUCUAUCGAUAUUUGUGUGACAAAUUCCCUCCUGUUCUGCUUCUUCUACAACAAGUGUUGACUGACGCACUGCGUGGAAUCUUCCCAGACUCCUGGAAACAGACGAGGAUGGUGCUUCUUUUCAAGAAGGGAGAUCCCGAGCUACUCAAGAACUGGCGCCCUCUGUCAUUGAUCAAUAGCGAUGCCAAGUUGUUCACCAAACUGCUCGCCAACAGAUUUAAGCGUGUUCUCUCUCAGCUGAUCACCCCGUAUCAAACUGGCUUUAUGCCUCACCGUUUGAUCUCGGAGAACGCCUGGCUCAACCAGACGUUGAUGAACAACCUCCGUGCCGCUGCUCCCAAUGAUCCCAAUGUUGCUGCGCUUUUGGAUCAGGAGAAAGCUUAUGAUCGUGUAAACCCUACGUAUCUGGCGGUGGUGCUUCAUCAAUUUGGUUUCCAGCAUCCUUGGUUGACAGUACCUCGGGGUGCUCUUAUUGAACAACGAUGUGGUCUACGGCAGGGCGAUCCGCUCUCGCCCCUACUGUUCAAUCUCGCAUUUGAGCCUUUCCUCAGAACCAUCUUGGCUUGUGCAGACUUACGUGGUGUGGCUAUGUCUACGGACAAACGCUCGACUUUGGCACGUCGAAUUUCGGUUGCUUCCGCUCCAAUUGAGCCACAGACUGAUCAUGUCCUUCUGAGAGCUCCAGCAAGCCCUCCACGAGUCAAAAUGCUUAGUUAUGCUGAUGAUUUGGAAGUCUUUCUGACGUCUCCUGCUGAAUGGCCUGUGCUUUUGUCGCUCUUGUCACUCUAUGGCAAAGCGUCCAAUGCCAAGGUCAAUUUGGAGAAAACCGUGCUGGUGUCGCUGUCUGGCAAGCCUCAUGACGACUGGAAACACUUGGCAGACUCGUCUAACGUUGUAUGGCACGAUGAAUCUUCAACUGGCUCUGUGAGAUAUCUCGGUUACCCUUUGUACCAUACCGAUGAACAGUUGGCUCAUUUCCUGGAUACUAUCACAGUGAAGGUGCAGCGUCAAUGCAAUUCGCUCACGAAGCGACAGCUCUCCAUACGUAGCAAGGGUUUGGUGACAAAAUCCCUUCUUCUGUCUCGUCUGUGGCAUAUUCUUCGUGUGGUUGUGGUACCCAGUAAGUGGCUGAAGGAGAUCCAGCGCAUUGUGCGUCAAUAUAUUGUCUCGUUUUGGCCGGUUGUGGCAUGGGAUUCUCUUUGCCUUCCGCGCAAACAUGGUGGUCUCGGCCUGGUCGACAUUAAGAAUCAGCAUCUCGCUUUGCAUCUCAUUUAUGUCAAACGGCUGCUUCUACCUCGCUCCCUGGCCGAUUUUCUCUCUCCCUGGUUACUGUAUACUUUCCACGUAUACUCAGGUCAUGCCAAUGCUCUUCCGUUACUGCUGUAUCCUCGUAACUACUGGCCUCGUUUGAGAAAAUGCCCCCAUCUGGAGCAUCUGGCUUGGUUACGCCCUCGCAAUACCGCAACCUUGCAACAUCUGUUCAAUGCUCUAUGCCCUUUUGAGGGUCCUCCUGUGUGGAUCAUCCCUGAUUCUCUCAGAUCGGUCAUGGCAUUCACCGACCAAGAGCGUACCGCCAUGCUGGAGAGCUCGACAAGCACCUCUCCUUCCGCUCCUAGCUUUUCGCACUAG